This is a messenger RNA of Exophiala oligosperma, 1275 nucleotides long. RefSeq lists its product as uncharacterized. Bases 1 to 1275 code for a protein of 424 amino acids. The record is from RefSeq and is a predicted model, not a curated record. NCBI's taxonomy places the organism in Eukaryota, Fungi, Ascomycota, Eurotiomycetes, Chaetothyriales, Herpotrichiellaceae. The transcript has a single exon.
AUGGACUAUCCCAACAGUCUUACAACUCUGCGAAAGAGGUGCGCAUUUCCCGGUUCCAUAUUUAAGAUAGUUUCGAUUCUUGCCAUCAUGUCGGCCCCUCAAGUCUUGCUGCUCGUUUUAACCUCGCUUUCAUGGGCAUUUGUUGGGUCCAUGCACAUUUCACGACGACGAGACAACUCUUCUGUCUCGCCAUUCGACAGUUAUUCGCCGGCUUUUGACAAAAUCCUCGGGUCAAAUCCUCAACUUUUGGUUGUUUUCAAUGAAAGCAAACGACUGUUCUAUGAAGGCGGCAUAUACCACCCUCCGACCGACUCUUAUUUCGUAAACAGUGAUCGCCUCAAUGUAUCUGGCAGCAGUGAUGCUGAACAGGUUCUUGUUCGCGUUGCCAAUGUGCACACAAAACCAUCGUGGGAGAUCCUCAAUUUGACAUCUAUUUCCAAUCCGAUCUCUGGCGUGCGGUACAAAGAACAAGAGAAAGGCUCGACUGAUUCGGAUCGGCUUGCAAUGGUGGCAUGGGGCAAUACAAAGAAUAAUCCGCCAGGAGGAUUGUUUUCGAUCAGUCCUUAUCCGCCAUACAAAGUGACACCACUCACCACUUCUCUCGGGGUGUAUCACUACAACGCUCCUGACGAUGUGACCGUGCUCCCCGACGGCACAAUGUACUUCACAGAUCCAACAUACGGAUCCGACGAAGGUCUGCGUCCGGAUCCUCUUCUGCCGAACCAGAUCUAUCGGUACGACCCGGUAUCCAACACAACACGCGUCGCUGCGGAUGGUUUUGGUAGACCCAACGGUAUCACUCACUCACCGGAUGGAACGGUCCUUUAUGUCGGAGAUACAGGUGCUCGUGUCAGUAGUGGCGAGACAGAUUACCAGGGCCCCAGGACGACUUAUGGACUCAACGUCAAGAACGUGCCCUCUGGGGCCGGUGGAUCUGCCGGUCCAUUCGUCACGGAUCGGAGAGUCUUUGCGAUGCCCUAUGACCUUGGCGCGAACGAUGGUAUCAAGACUGAUAUGGCGGGCAAUCUGUGGGGAUUGAGCCUCACGGGAGUGUAUGUUUGGAACCCAAGCGGCGACUUGAUCGGACACAUCGCCGUCCCCACGGAUGAUGGCGGAAACAUGGGCUUUGGUAGACCCGGCGAGCUUUUCAUUCAUGGUGGAAAUGUGCUGUAUAGGAUGCUGAUGGAUGAGAGUGUGGUUGGGACAGGAGUUUGGUUUGAUUCCGACCCUGGUGCACCCUCGGGGAUUUCAAAGCGAUGGACGAGUCACUACUAG